Eremomyces bilateralis CBS 781.70 is the source of this 1050-nucleotide messenger RNA. RefSeq lists its product as uncharacterized. Bases 496 to 828 code for a protein of 110 amino acids. NCBI's taxonomy places the organism in Eukaryota, Fungi, Ascomycota, Dothideomycetes, Eremomycetales, Eremomycetaceae. The transcript has a single exon. The record is from RefSeq and is a predicted model, not a curated record.
GCAUUCUUCGCGUGUAUAAUGCCUUGCGCUUUGAUAUUCGGUAUCCUGCGCUUCUCCACCCCGUGAAAAUACAAGGACUCUACAACGCGAUCCACUGCAUCUCCUAAAUUUGUCACCUAACAGCUCAAACUAGAUAACGGACCAAUUAGGAUGCCAGCCUCCCCCGAAUGGAAAGAUACUACUGCGGUAGGGCUCUCGACCCUGCUAUUGUACUGCAAGACAACACUGACUCUCAUCAAGCACAAGAAGCCUACUGCUAGUGCUGAGACUUGCCAGUCGUCUCAUCAAAGGUGGGUUGGGUUGAAUGGAGCCGCUAGGCAACGAUUUUUGGAGGAGGAAGAUUUUUCCAAGACGAACGAGGAUGGGGUCGUUCGAAUUAGGCAUGUAAGGCUUAUAACGCCAUCAGCUGCUGCUCCAUCGACUGAGUGAUAGAAGGGAACCAACACGGUGAACGAUUUGGUGCAGGACGGCUCGGCACCGACCGGCGCCACAAGCAUGCCUGGGCGCUUCAAUACAACCAAGGAGUGCAAAAGUCUCGCCCUUGAGAGCACCGUUCUGCGAGACGAAGAUAUCCAAGCUGCCCACGUCAAGCCUAGCAUUGUGGAUACUCAGAAUGACCGAGACUCAGACGAAGAAAGACUCCAAGCCGAAAUUGAUGCUGACCUAGGCGGCAUCCAAAAGGCUGUUCAACGACUGAAAGAACGGGCACUCGAGAUCUCAAGAGACGUCGGAGGUCCCGUGUAUGAUUUGGAAGGGCAGGGAAGGAAGACUGAUCGAACAGAUGACAAGGUGCUUAGGAACCAGGCUAAGUUGGAUAGACUCCGGUGAAAUGAUAAACGACAGAAGACUUGACACUUCUUUUACGGUAUUGGUAGCCUUAAGCCAUGUUUACCGUAGAUUAUGUAUUCCUGUACCUAUCGUACACACGGUACCUCUACCAUGGGUAAGGUACGAAGGGUCCUCGAAGUUCUAGGCAGUAUGAGGAACUUAAUCCCCAAGAAAAAUAGGAAAUGGUCAUAGUAUAGCCUCUCCACGAGUCGAAUAUUGUUG